AUGUCACAAGAAUUACAACAAUCUGCUAUUGAUAUCACCUCAAAUGCUUUAGAAAAGUACAAUAUUGAAAAAGAUAUUGCGAGCUUCAUAAAAAAGGAGUUCGAUAGAGUUCAUGGCGCAACUUGGCACGUCGUCGUUGGUAAAUCAUUUGGAUCAUUCGUUACGCACGAAACUAAUCAUUUUAUAUAUUUCUACAUGGGAACCUCAAUGGCUUUCUUAAUCUUCAAAUCGGGUUGA
Messenger RNA from Wallemia ichthyophaga EXF-994, 237 nucleotides. RefSeq names its product Dynein light chain 2, cytoplasmic. Gene Ontology annotation, biological process: cilium assembly; microtubule-based process. Bases 1 to 237 code for a protein of 78 amino acids. The transcript is spliced from 4 exons. NCBI's taxonomy places the organism in Eukaryota, Fungi, Basidiomycota, Wallemiomycetes, Wallemiales, Wallemiaceae. The record is from RefSeq and is a predicted model, not a curated record. Gene Ontology annotation, cellular component: cytoplasmic dynein complex. Gene Ontology annotation, molecular function: dynein intermediate chain binding; dynein light intermediate chain binding.